Armigeres subalbatus is the source of this 994-nucleotide messenger RNA. Its product is annotated as microtubule-associated protein RP/EB family member 1-like. The record is from RefSeq and is a predicted model, not a curated record. Gene Ontology annotation, biological process: spindle assembly; regulation of microtubule polymerization or depolymerization; protein localization to microtubule. Gene Ontology annotation, cellular component: spindle midzone; microtubule plus-end; microtubule organizing center. Gene Ontology annotation, molecular function: microtubule plus-end binding. Lineage: Eukaryota; Metazoa; Arthropoda; Insecta; Diptera; Culicidae. Bases 120 to 893 code for a protein of 257 amino acids. The transcript has 3 exons.
AAGUACGAUCGCCGAUAAUUUGGCAGUUUACAAAGAACUAUUGUUAGAAUUGCUGCUUUGUUGGUAUUCUGAUAGUCGAUUUCCUUAAAAAAUUCCAUUCCAUAGAGAGGUGUGAAAAAAUGGCUGUAAAUGUAUACAGCACCAGUGUUACCACGGAAAAUCUUUCCCGCAAAGAGAUGCUUGCGUGGGUCAAUCGCACUCUUUUGUCGGAGUUCAGGAAAAUUGAGGAACUCUGCACAGGUGCCGCUUACUGCCAAAUGAUGGACAUUCUCUUCCCGGGCAGCGUACCACUCAAGCGGGUCAAAUACUGCACUAAUCUGGAGCACGAUUUCCUCAACAAUCUAAAAAUCUUCCAGAACAGCUUAGUCUCAAUGGCGGUGGACAAAGCGGUUCCAAUCGACCGACUGAUCAAGGGCCGCUUUCAGGACAACUUCGAGUUUCUGCAGUGGUUCAAGAAGUUUUUCGACGCCAAUUACGACGGCAAAGAGUACGAUCCGCUCGGUGCUCGCCAUCAGCAUCCCAUGGGGUAUGGAACGCCUAACACGUUACGUCCCAGCCAGAGGGCAAACGUCAGCGGUGCAGCGCCGAAGGUGAUCGGUGGUGGUACCGGAGGUAUGAAUAAACCGGUGAUCAAACCGGCUGAAAAGAAGGCUCCAACCACCGCGUUUGGCAAUAUGAAGAUCAGAGAAGCGAGGGACGAGUUGGCGGAGCAGUUGCAUGUUUUGACACAGGAAAAAGACGAUCUCACGGAGAAGACGCAAACGGCCGAGGCGGAACGGGAUUAUUAUUAUCAAAAGCUGACGCUUAUUGAAGCAUUGAUAAAUGAAGAGGAUAAUGAAGAAAAUCAAGCCUUUUGUGAAAAAGCCAAGGAAAUCAUGUAUACUGAAGCUUAAGUCAUCAUUUUAACGGUCUUUAGUCAUUUAUGUAUUAUUAUUUAUUGAAAUCUUUAGCACUUGAUACGAUAGAAUGUAACAAUGAAAUUUUUCGAGUAUAA